Dicrocoelium dendriticum is the source of this 331-nucleotide messenger RNA. Lineage: Eukaryota; Metazoa; Platyhelminthes; Trematoda; Plagiorchiida; Dicrocoeliidae. The record is from the annotation of a GenBank genome assembly.
CACAUCAAAACGUGGUUGCAUUCUGCACGGCACAAAAGACCGCCGGUUGAGCAAACUAAAGUAUGCAGUGCCAAUGAGGUGAGUCCCCUGCUUCCUUAGGCACAUCUUUAGCCUCCUACGUUGACACUCGCGGAAGCAGAUUAAGAAUAUUGACUAUGCGGCUUUCUGCUACUAACGUUCUUUGUACUGCACCCCUUCAUGUAUAUAUAGCAUUCCUAUACCUCGGUUUUAAUUUUCUUUCGCCUUGUGAUGUCAGGUGCGCGCUUUGAGUCGCCGCCUAGGUGGGUUCCCAAGUCCAGAAACUACCGCAACUGGUACCGGGUGAACACUA